AAGGCCGCUGGUGCUAUUGAGCGCGUGCGGUGGCGGCGUUGCCAGGAGAAGUGGGCGUGGCCGGCUCUGCGCUUGCUGCCGUGAGAAGAGGAAAGAUGGCGGAGGAGGAGAAGCUCCCCGCGGGCUGGGAGAAGCGCAUGAGCCGCAGCUCCGGGCGUGUUUAUUAUUUCAACCACAUCACAAAUGCCAGCCAAUGGGAGCGCCCCACUGGCAAUAGCAAGAAUGGUCAAGGGGAGCCAACAAAAGUGCGAUGCUCACACCUCUUGGUGAAACACAAUCAAUCUAGGAGACCCUCAUCAUGGAGGGAAGAUAAAAUCACGCGAAGCAAGGAGGAGGCCCUGGAACUAAUUAAUGGCUACAUCCAGAAGAUUAAAUCUGGGGAGGAAGAUUUUGAGUCCUUAGCAUCCCAGUUCAGUGACUGCAGCUCAGCCAAGGCAGGGGGAGACCUGGGUACUUUUGGAAGAGGUCAAAUGCAGAAACCUUUCGAAGAUGCCUCCUUUGCGCUGAGGACUGGUGAGAUGAGUGGACCAGUAUUCACAGAUUCAGGGAUCCAUAUAAUUCUGCGUACAGAAUGAGUGUUUUGGCACCAUGCACUUGGAAAAGAAAGGGUGAUUGGGAAAAAAAGAACAAGAGAACCUUUACUCCAACCAUUGGUACGCUCUCUAUCCCAGAACAAACUUCAUAUCUAGCUUAUUUUUUAUUUUUGUUUAUAUAUAUGUGUGUAUCCCUGUUUCAUAUUUCAGUACCUUAUUUGACAUAUUGAAGAAAUGUUUUCCCCCGCCUGUAUUGAUGCAUGUUAGCUGGGGCAAAAAACAAUUGAAACAAAGAGACCGUAGCAUCUUUCAUAAGACACAAUGGCAGUGUUUUUAACAACAACAAAAAAGGAAAUCCCUGGCUGCUUGAGUUUAAUAUUGACGGUUUCUUCCAUUCAGAAGAUAUGUCUUUACUUACAGGGUCAUGCUUCAAUGCUUUCCCUCUAUAUCCAACUUAUAAUAGAGUUAUUUAUUAUAGGGCUGCACUGAUGGUGGUAGAGUUUAGCUCUCAGUGUAUAAAUAAAUAGAAUAAAAAUCUCCUUUGCCAUGAUAUAUCCUGGUUUAAGUUCACAAGUAAAAAUACCCCAUUUCUUAUCUCUCUCGCCCACAAUUCAGUGGUAUUCAGUUUUUAAUUUGGCCAAUCAUUGAUAAACUGUUUUUGGGUGUAAAACUAGAACACUCCUGUGACUCACUUUAUUGCUGUAGAUUUAGGAGUACACAUUUCUCAUUUAUGAUAAUGUGCAAAUUCCACUGGAUUUCCAGCGUCCAUUGAGGGUUGAGUUUCAGUAGAUGCAAAGGGAGGUGAUGUUGUCUGGAUAGGAAUUCUCUGUGAUCACCUGAGCAUACACUGCUGUCAGAAAUAUAAAUUUGCCAUAUGCUGAUUACCGUAAUGCGUUCUCAUUGAAUUAGAUCUCGCUGAUGUCUUUUUGAGACAGACAGACAUUUAUCUUUUAUAUUAUUCCAGUGCAGCCCCUCCCCAAGUUUAUGUAGCCCUCUAAAAUUUCAUUAGAUGUAUUACAUGUUAAUCAUUUUUGUGUGUUGUUCUUGAUGCUGACAUAUUAUCCCAAGGGAAAGCCAUUUAGCUGUUGGCUUCCAGGUUUUUUUAGUUUGUGUUUUAUUUUUGUUUUCUAUUUCUUUUGUUCAGAAGCUGGUCAUGAUCCAUUUGUGGUUUAGGACAACACUGUAAAGUCACUCUUUCUGUUUUUCUGCAUUGCUUUUUCUCUAUAUAAAUUCAAUACGAUUCCCAACGUUCCUUGCUUUUGACCUGAUGCAAACAAGCUUUGUGUAUAUAUAUAUAUGUACAGAGAGUGUUCCAGUUCUCUUAUGUGAGAAAAUAAAAAUAAAUCCCUGCCAACUAUCAACAUCAGAA
Molecule: messenger RNA, 1902 nt
Organism: Crotalus tigris (Tiger rattlesnake)
Lineage: Eukaryota; Metazoa; Chordata; Lepidosauria; Squamata; Viperidae
Gene: PIN1
Product: peptidylprolyl cis/trans isomerase, NIMA-interacting 1
Exons: 4
Coding region: 96-575 (159 amino acids)
Cellular component (GO): cytosol; nucleus
Molecular function (GO): peptidyl-prolyl cis-trans isomerase activity; protein binding
Source: RefSeq, a predicted model, not a curated record